Molecule: messenger RNA, 1052 nt
Organism: Naegleria gruberi
Lineage: Eukaryota; Heterolobosea; Eutetramitea; Acrasida; Naegleriidae
Exons: 2
Coding region: 469-993 (174 amino acids)
Source: RefSeq, a predicted model, not a curated record
AAACAACAAGUAAUUGGCGCCUUUACUUUGAAAAUAGGCAGUUGAUUGUAGACUAGACAUCAAAAAAACAUCAUCACACACAACUACCACCUCUCGGAUAGUUUUUGUAUUAAAGAGAAGAGGAAUUUUUGAUAGGAUUUGUAAAUAUAUUGUCAUCUUUGAAUGAAUCUUCUAUCACACGACAUACAGGAGCUGAAUAUACAGCUUCCUUUGGUUUCACCAUCACACACCAAUUAUCAUUCUAAAAAACACUCCUUUAAUGAACAAUCUACCAUCAUCAAGGACUGUAUUAAAUCACUCUUGUACACAAUCACGUUCCAUAGGGCUCUAGGAGAAGUGCCUCCAAUUGGAAUGGAUUGUGAGGUUCUGGAUGGUAUCAGCUUUGUAAGUAUUAAGUAAUUAAACCAACUGAUAUUACAACAAUCACAAGAUAUUACAGCAAAAUUUCAAAAUUAUUUACGUGAGGAAAUGAAGCUCGGAGAAAACUUCUUUAUCAAACCAAACUUGAAACAACCAGCACAAAAAACUGCAACUAUAAUUAAAUUAGACGAGAGCAUAUUAUCGAGAAGAUUCUUAAUUGAAAUCAAGUAUUAUACAGUGAAGGUUUCGGCUUCAUUUUCUAUUUUUGGAGGAAAGCGAGAGGAAAGAGUUUACUUUGAAACUUGGAGAAUACCUAUCAAAAUUCAUUGGAAUACACAGUGGAAUCAUUUAUUUGAAGGAAUGCCUCUAGUUAAAGUUGAAAAUACAUCCGAAGAUAAUAUAUCAAACAAACUGGGAAAAGAAACCCCUCCUGAUUCCACAAAAUUACAAGAAGACCUCAGGAAGAGAUUGGUGAAGAUUAUCAAAUCAGCACACGAAGACGUUCCACAUUUACCUAACGUCUCUGACAAUCUCACCUUUUUAAAUGGAAAGAGUUUCUCAUUUGAAGUUGAGGUAAAGAGUGACACUAAGGAUGAUUCCAAGAAGCCAUCAGGGUGGUUUUCAAUUUGGUAAGCUACUGGACAAAUUAUUAUUCGUGUACAUAUAUAAAUUUUGAAUUUUUGCUUUUUAAC